Messenger RNA from Pogona vitticeps (central bearded dragon), 1097 nucleotides. The record is from RefSeq and is a predicted model, not a curated record. NCBI's taxonomy places the organism in Eukaryota, Metazoa, Chordata, Lepidosauria, Squamata, Agamidae.
UGCCCCCAAAGGAGUGGAAUUGAGGGCUGAUCCUGGACCCACUCUCCGAGAAGGGGAGAAACUUUCUCUUGAGUGUCUGGUCAAAAGCAGUAACCCUGUUGUCUUUGAGUACCAAUGGUGGAAGGAUGAUGACAGGACAUACGAAGGGAUCAAUGGGAGCAGAAUGGAAAUUAACCCUGUAGGACGGCAACAUUCAGGUCGCUAUGGAUGUGGAGCAAUAAAUGCACUUGGCACUUCUGAGUCCCAAGAACUGACAAUACAUGUCCAGGAUGCUCCUAAAGGAGUGGAACUGAGGGCUGAUCCUGGAACCACUCUCCGAGAAGGGGAGAAACUUUCUCUUGAGUGUCUGGUCAACAGUAGCUAUCCAGUUGUUCUCAAGUGGUGGAGGAAUAAUCACUUGACAAAUGGAACGAUAAAGGGAUCCAGGAUGGAAAUUAAUCCGGUUGGACGGCAACAUUCCGGUCAUUAUAAAUGUACAGCAAGAAAUGCGGUUGGAACUACUGAGUCCAAAGAACUGAUCAUAGAUGUCCAGUAUCCACCAGACGAGCCCAAAAUCGCCUUCUCAAGCAGGACCGGAAAAGAAGACGUCGCUUUGCAUUGUUGGUCCACAGCCAAUCCCCCGAUCACGCAUUACGAAUGGUAUAAAUGCCCUGCCUUGGACAUCAUCAGCUCCCAAACAGAGCUGCACUUUCCAAUGAUCCAGCCCAACAAUUCUGGUGGUUAUUAUUGCAAAGCCUACAAUCCCAUCGGCCACUCAACGUCUUCUGUUGUCACUCUGAAUAUCCAUUAACAUCUCUUUCUGGUUGCCAUCAAACGGUCUGCAAUUAGCAAGCUUGCAGUCCACCCUUCAAGAGUAAAGCCAAGGGCCAAAGUCUUAAAGCAAAGGCUGAGUAUAUCUGAUGGGUGAAGAAAGAAGAGGCAAGAGAGGAAGAGCAAGAAGUGGGACUCUAACUCAGUUCCCACCCCAUUUUCAUUCUUCUGCUUUACCUUUCAUCCAGGUGCUCACUGUUCUGUUGAUCUAACAUACAGUAUUGUUCUUUUUGAUAAAUUAUAAUUGUUUGCUAAAAUGUUAUUAAAGAGCUGCUUAUUUUAAAAAC